This is a messenger RNA of Schistocerca gregaria, 6269 nucleotides long. It is a transcript of the gene Gcn2, whose product is annotated as eIF-2-alpha kinase GCN2. Gene Ontology annotation, biological process: DNA damage checkpoint signaling; regulation of translational initiation by eIF2 alpha phosphorylation. NCBI's taxonomy places the organism in Eukaryota, Metazoa, Arthropoda, Insecta, Orthoptera, Acrididae. Bases 250 to 5094 code for a protein of 1614 amino acids. The transcript has 28 exons. The record is from RefSeq and is a predicted model, not a curated record. Gene Ontology annotation, molecular function: ATP binding; protein binding; eukaryotic translation initiation factor 2alpha kinase activity.
GUGCAAGAUAAAAUCAACAUAGCUCUGGCAAUUUCAAAAGUGCGGGGUUAACUUGUAGAUGAUAUAUUUUAUAUCCCUUACGCGGAACGAUUUUAUUUUUCGCUUCGCUUUUCACUGAUCCUGAUGUGUACACAGAAAAAGUCUUGAAAAUAAAAUAGAACCAACGACACCUUUGCUUUGUUGAAAAUGUAGAUCAAGACUCAGCGUCAUCAAUGUGUGGUACGCGGCUUACGAGUUGUGCUAUGUAGUAUGGAAUCGCCGGAAGAACGCCAAGAAAAUGAAAUACAAGCAUUAAAGGCUAUAUUUGUAGAAGAGCUUAAAGAUUUACGUCAUAAUGAUGCCUGGAAUAUUUGGCGCCCAUUGGACGUAAUAAUAACAUUGACUCCUCAGCAAGGAAGUUCUGGUCACCAUGAAGUUCAUGCUCAAGUUGAUCUCCAUGUUAUUUGUUCGGAAAAUUAUCCUGAAGAUGUUCCUACACUUAUUCUGGAAAGAAGUAAAGGCUUAUCUGCUGCGGUGCUCCAUCAAUUGAAGACAGAACUGGAAAAUUUAGCCCAGAAAUUAAAAGGAGAAGUGAUGGUGUUCGAGUUGGCACAACAUGUCCAGAAAUUUUUGCAUUUACAUAAUAAACCAGCCUUUAAAUCGUUUUAUGAAGAAAUGGUAACUCGUCAGCAUGAACAGAGACAAAAUCAGCAGCUUGCACUAAAAAUGAAAGAAGAUCGCCAGAGACAAGAGCUUCAAGGGGAGAUAAUGCGAAGGCAGGAGGCUCUCCGAGAGGAACUGCGCCGUCAUCGACUACAGUCUCGCACUGUCAGUGCUGAAGGCACAAAAGAUGUGAAAUCUCCACCUGCUGUUCAAGGCACAGCAGUAGAACGAAUUAGAUCAUCUUCAUUUGGACGUAAUAGCUCUCUGUCUCGUAAGAGGUGUAGCAGUACUUCAGAGAGCAGUGAUGGCUGCAUCUGUGAACAUCGGGGUUCAGUACUGAUGCAAUUCAAUAACCGUGGUGAGCGACAAGUACGCCGUGGUCGCUGCCUGGGUCAUGGAACAAGAGGAUGUGUGGUAUAUUCGGGAAUGGACAUGACUACAGGGGAACUACUGAUAAUCACUGAGUGGUGCCUGCGCUGCCAUCAGAACAAACAUACAAGACAUGCUUCACCAAGCGAUGAUUCAGAGCCAAGCGAAAUGACCAACUACAUGAAGCAGGUUUCAAGCAUAGAACAGGAGCUAAAUUACCUCCACAAAUUGAGGCACCCCAAUUUAAUUCACUAUCUCAACAUGAAGUAUUCUCAGGAGAAAGACUGCCUCAUUAUUUAUGUGUUACAGGAGUUUGUGUAUGGGUGGAACUUAUCAUUAUACCUAACUGAGAAUCUUCCAGUUGAAGGUGACUUGUUGAGGCAUUUGUCGAAAGGUGUACUUGAAGCUCUUGCCUUUUUGCAUCAGAACAAUGUUGUUCACAAAGACCUCAGAGACACAAGUGUAUUCAUUGACAGGACAGGUUUGGUGCGUGUUGGUGACUAUAGUCUGGAUAAACGAUUAUCAGAAAUCUAUCAAUCUUCAGUAACUGAAAGAACUGAAAAUACCUUUCCCCCAUCAUUGGGACGUGGUGGCAAAAAAUCGGAUAUCUAUCGAUUUGGAAUUCUUAUUUUGUCACUACUUCGUGGGUGUAUAGUGACAGAUAUGCUGCCAGAAAUACCUACGUGUACUCCAUCAGAUUUAAGAGACUUUCUAGAGAAAUGUUUUGCAAAGGAUGAACAUAUGCGUUGGAGUGCAGCACAGCUUCUGGAACACCAGUUUGUACGGAUUCCCAUUGAACGUCUUCCCAGCCCUUGUAAAAGUGCCGAUGACGCACAGCAACCUGAGGAUGAAACGUGUGAAGAGGAACCUGAUAUUGAUAUUCACAUGAUAUUGCCAACCAAUCUCAAGGGGCAGUCCAGAAUCCAAAAUGAGUUUGAAGUGCUCAAGUGGCUGGGGAAAGGAGCAUUUGGUGAUGUACUGAAGGUUCGGAACAAAUUGGAUGGUGGUGUGUAUGCUAUCAAACGUAUUGAAUUGAAUCCCAAAAAUCGUCAGUUAAACCGUAAAAUCACUCGAGAAGUGAAGCUGCUGUCCAGAUUGAACCAUGAAAAUGUUGUGCGCUACUUUAAUUCCUGGAUUGAAAGUGCAACUAUUGAACAGCCACCAACAACAGUUAGCAGUCGGACACCUUCGCCUGCUGGAACCCAAUCAAGUCAGAGUAAAAUGAAGACCUUAUUGAUUCCUGACUUUGAACCACCACCUCUGAAAGAACUCAGUGUGGAGUGGAGCGUAUCAUAUGAAAGUCAUGCGAGUGGAAUCCUUGAUGGAAAUGUCAGUUCUGAAGAAAGCUCAGAAGAUGAAGAAUGGAUCAGUUUUUUACCAGAUUGCGACUCAUCUGAUGGAGUGGAAUUUGAAAGAGACACAUCUGUUGUUGAGCAGCAGUAUUCAUCUACAGCACCUUCUACAGAUCGCGAGGAAUCUGCCCCUGAGGAUCCCCUCCAACCAGAACUUCGAGAGAUACAGUUCAUGUACAUACAGAUGGAGUUCUGUGAAAAAAGCACUCUCAGGACUGCCAUAGACAGUGGAUUAUAUGAAGAUCAAGAUCGAAUUUGGAGACUUUUUCGAGAGAUGGUUGAUGGCUUGGCACACAUCCACCAGCAGGGUAUGAUUCAUAGAGACCUCAAGCCUGUAAAUAUUUUUCUUGACUGCAAUGACCAUGUCAAGAUUGGUGACUUCGGGCUUGCUACAACCAACAUCUUGACAAGACCUGGAGCACUUGCACAUCUGGAGCCCAACAACAUAGUAUCUGACCAAAUGUCAUUUUCAAAUGAUAUUGGAGAUGGAUCAAUGACUGGUCAGGUUGGCACCGCACUAUACGUUUCCCCAGAAUUAGGGAGUGCAGGUGGCAAAGUAGUUUACAAUCAGAAGGUGGACAUCUAUAGCUUGGGCAUAAUUCUUUUCGAAAUGUGUUAUCAUCCACUGAAAACAGGGAUGGAGAGAGUGAAAGUGUUGGUAAAUUUGCGCAGCAAAGAUAUAAUUCUUCCAUCUGAUUUCAAUGAAGAAAAAAUGCCCAGACAGACAUAUAUAAUACGGUGGUUGCUCAACCAUGAUCCUAGUCUUCGACCUACUUCCUUGGAAUUACUGCAGUCAGACUUCUUACCACCACCACAACUUGAAGAGGCAGAAUUGCAAGAAAUGGUGCGUCACACAUUAUCAAACCCACAGAGCAAGGCUUAUAAGUAUCUAGUGGCGUCAUGCUUCUCACAGGAAGUGACACCAGCUGAAGACCUCACUUAUGACAUGAAUUUACCGAAGCCAUCUCCUGCACUCCAAGAGUUUGCCAAGGAGACAGUGACUCGUGUAUUUCGUCGCCAUGGAGCUGUCUGUGUACCAACUCCUCUUCUAAUGCCACGUGAUAACUCUUUGCUUCCAGCAGACACAGGUGUACAGCUUAUGACACAUUCAGGAGGUGUUGUGUCUUUGCCUCACAAUCUCAGAGUUCCGUUUGCUCGUUAUGUUGCAUGGAAUGGAAUAUCAACCCUCAAGCGAUAUGCUAUUGACAGAGUAUAUCGAGAGAAGAAAGUUUUUGGCUUUCAUCCUAGAGAGCUAUACGAAUGUGCAGUGGAUAUUGUUACACCAAACCCAGGUACCAACACAGCCGAGGCUGAAUUGCUUGCAAUUGUAUGGGAGGUGGUGACAGAGUUCCCCAAUUUACGGGAUAAGAAUUGCUCAUUUCGUCUCAGUCAUACACUACUUCUGAAAGCAAUUCUUUUACAUUGUGGAAUUGAAGAAGAAAAGCAUGCAGAUGUUAGCAGUAUCUUGAGUGAAGCCAAGGAUGAGAAGUAUUCCAGAUUUCAGCUGCAGACUCGACUGAUCAGCCUGUGCCUUACCGACCAAGCUAUUGAUUCAUUGUUUGCAUUCAUUGAAUCAGAAUGCUCUAUCGAAAAACUGGCAGUGAAUUUCCGUAGCAUUACCCGAAGGAAAGGCGAAGCUGCUAUCCUUGCAAAGCAAGCCAUUAGAGAACUUGAGAUGAUUGUUAGCCACACUGAAGCUCUUGGUGUAAAGUGUCCAAUUGUGGUAGCACCAGGCCUUGUUUUUACUGUGCCCCAGUACUCGGGAAUGACAUGUCAAUUUGUUUGUGAACUCAAGAAAAAACGUAGGAAAACUGGACUUGAUGUUAUUGCAGCUGGUGGGCGGUAUGAUGGCAUGCUUGCCAAGUUCAGGCACACACUUGAGCUGACAGGAUUGGCAACACGCGGAAUGACUCAAUCAGCUGCUGGUGUAAGCAUCUCACUGGAUAAAAUAGUGUUAGCCUUGCAAGAGGCUCGAGCUGUCCUGUCUGGAGCAGCUAGUACAGUAGAUGUAGUUGUUUGCUCCCUAGGACAACGCUUCCUCUUCAAGCAGAAAGCUAGUAUUGCCAAAGAACUCUGGGCUCAUGGUGUGCAAACAUUGCUUCUUGAUAGCAUGCAGACCCUGGAAGAGGUUCAAGAUUACUGCCGAGAGAUGUCUGUGCCCCACUUUAUAAUGCUAAAAGACUGUGAAGUGGAAUCAGUCAGAGUCCGAAGCUGGGAAAAAGACAGGUUCCAGGAACGUAAAGUGCAAUUAAAUGAAUUGGUAGACCUGAUGCUAAGGUUAACUGGUAAGGAACCUAGCACACCAAAUUCACGAGUUGAAGCGAAAAAUGAAUUUUUUACUCAAACAAAUCCAGGACCUCCAAGCAGUGGCCCUCUAGUUAAUUGCAAUUUUAACCUCACACUUGAUAAGUUAAAUGUCAGUCAACGGCGACGCCAUGAAGGGCUGAUGAAAGCAGCUCUGUCUCCUUUAUUAGCUCGUUUGUCACCUAAAGUUCGUGUAGAGGUCUUGGCACUUAAUCUCGAUGCCAGUGUUAUUAGGACCUUGUCAGCAUAUGUGGAUGCUGAAUUUGACUUCCAGCAGUCAGUUACAGCAGUAAUUGAAAAGCAUCCUCGUCAUAAGAAGUACAUCAUAAGGAUCUGUGAAGAAAUAAUGGACUUGAGGAGUGGAAAGAAUAGUCCAAUCAUUGUUUUAUACAGUGUCGAAGAAAAUGUCAUUAGAAUGUUGAUAUAAGGUGAAAUAUGUUAUGAAAUGAAACUGCCAGCGAUGGUAAAAAAGUAAAUAUUUUGCUAAAUUAAUUUUCGUUACGUGGCAUUUUAGUUAUUGUGUUCACAGUUAACAUAUAUGUUAAAUGUUAGUGUUCAUGAAUGUUAUUUUUGCCUUCACAAAUUGAAAAGCUUCUGUUUGAGAGGAUACGAGACAAAAGCAAUUGUUUUGAGUUAAAAAGGUCUGUAAUGACCUUGCUGUACAAAGCUGGUGUUAAACUCUUGUCACUGUUUUGUGAUACAGGAUAUACAUGAACAGCCACCAAUCAUUGUUUUUCAGUUCUUCCUGUAUAUCCUGUACAACCUUUCAUAGUCUACUUAUUAUUUCUGUUUAAAAAUGUGAGCUACUUUUUGUUAUAAUUACUUUAGAAUUUUACACUGCCUUACUUAAUUAUUGUGUAAUAGUAUACUGAAUGCUUGCACAAUGUGAACUAUAGAAAAUUCAACAAAGCUAUGUUAGUUGAAUAGUUUGAUCAUAAUCAAUUUGCUCUCACUUCUUAUUUGAUAAGUAAGUUUGUGUUGUAUAAAAGCAGACGAUUAAGUGACAAAUGUUUGUGUGUGCAUUCUUCCAAGGCAAUGUUGAAGUACUGUUUUGCCCCCCUUUUGCAGUAAACUUUUAAUUAUUGAUGGAAGUAGAAUAGAUUAAUAUAAGACUGGCCAAAGCCAGUGAUUCUUCAGAAAGAACAUCAGGAAUUUUAUUGCAAAAGUGCACUAGUUUACUCCUUUUCAUAAGUAAAUGUUGUAUGGAAGCAGAACAGGUUAAUAUACGACUGAGGAAAGCCAGUGGUUAUUCAGAAAGAAUAUCAGGAAUUUUAUUGCAAAAGUCCACUAGUUUACUCCUUUUCAUAAGCGAAUGUUUUGUAAUUUCAUUAUAGUCCCAUUGGUCCUUCCCCUUUUCCCAAAAACAGUCUUGUUGUAUUUAAUUAGGCCUAUUUUGUCCUGUUGUUGAAUCAAGAUCUCUUGCUUUCAGUAUACAAUGGUAACAAUUUUCUAUCUCUGUUUCAUAUUUGGCAGUUAAGUUUUUUGUAUAUGUAGUGAUCUGAUGUCCUUUGAUAAUGGCUAUUAUACUGUUAUUUUCUCUGAUGAAGGCUAUUUGAAGAUUUUUCACGUGCUUCAUUAAAAAAAAUUGGGGGGGGGGGGGGG